AUCUGAUCUACCUCAUCAUCUUCUCCCCAAACCCAAACCUCCACCUAAUCCACGAUGGGCUCCAACUCUAUCCGAUCCUACUCCCAUUCCUGCUUCCCUCUCGGAUUGCGGCAUUCGAAGGCGCCCGCCGCCAUGACUGUCACCGCGCUUCACCCUUUCGCCGCUGCCCCUGCCGUGUUCUGCCCUGGAAGACGCCCGGCUUCCUCCCUUGGGAGGCGGGCCUUAGUCGUGAGGGCAGCCGUGGUGGUGGAGCAGGAGGCGAAGGCUCAGGUCGCCCUUCUGAGGAUUGGCACCCGCGGAAGUCCACUGGCACUUGCCCAGGCGUACGAGACACGGGAUAAACUGAUGUCAACACACUCAGAGCUUGCUGAGGAUGGAGCUAUUGACAUAGUAAUUAUUAAGACGACCGGCGACAAAAUACUCAAUCAACCUCUGGCCGACAUUGGUGGCAAGGGUCUAUUUACUAAAGAGAUAGACGAGGCACUAUUGGAAGGUAGAAUUGACAUCGCAGUUCAUUCAAUGAAGGAUGUUCCUACUUAUCUUCCACAAGGCACGAUCUUGCCCUGCAACCUUCCCCGAGAAGACGUAAGGGAUGCAUUCAUUUCCUUAUCUUCAAGUUCUCUCUCGGAGUUACCUGCUGGGAGUGUUGUUGGAACAGCUUCCCUCCGGCGACAGUCUCAAAUCUUAUACAGAUAUCCAUCACUUAAGGUAGUUAACUUCAGAGGGAACGUCCAGACCCGAUUGAAAAAACUCAAUGAUGGUGAAGUUCAAGCAACGUUGUUAGCAUUGGCAGGGCUGAAACGAUUGAAUAUGACUGACAAGGUCACUGCAAUACUCUCUAUCGAAGAUAUGCUUCCGGCAAUUGCCCAAGGUGCUAUUGGAAUUGGUUGUAGAAGCAAUGAUGAUAAAAUGGCUAAUUACAUAGCUUCACUGAACCACGAUGAUACUCGGUUAGCUGUUGCUUGUGAAAGGGCAUUUCUUGAGACACUUGAUGGGUCUUGCCGUACGCCCAUUGCUGGCUAUGCUCAUCGCAAUGCUGACGGAUAUUGUGUUCUACAGUGUUUGGUUGCUUCGCCUGAUGGGAAAAGGGUGCUAGAGACAUCGAGAAGAGGACUAUAUGCUCUCGACGACAUGGUGGCAAUGGGACAAGAUGCCGGGAAAGAGUUACUUUCGAAAGCUGGCCCUGGUUUCUUCGAUUGGUAAUCUUGCAAACUCAGAAGAGCAGUUUAGAUACGAAAUCAUGCUUUUGAUUCGAGUUAGUUUGUAUCGUGUAUUCUCGACUUUUGUAUCAUCUAUGUGACAUCACAUUGAUAUUCUACUUUGCUUAGGGAGAAACUAUGGCCAUUUUCUAUUAGUCAUUGUAUCGAUGAGUGAGAUUAUUUCGACAAUAAAAUAAAAGUAUUGUUGUUUGGGAGCA
Messenger RNA from Zingiber officinale, 1417 nucleotides. Its product is annotated as porphobilinogen deaminase, chloroplastic-like. Gene Ontology annotation, biological process: heme biosynthetic process. The coding region runs from base 55 to 1203 and encodes 382 amino acids. Gene Ontology annotation, cellular component: cytoplasm. The transcript has 5 exons. Lineage: Eukaryota; Viridiplantae; Streptophyta; Magnoliopsida; Zingiberales; Zingiberaceae. The record is from RefSeq and is a predicted model, not a curated record. Gene Ontology annotation, molecular function: hydroxymethylbilane synthase activity.